This is a messenger RNA of Homarus americanus (American lobster), 8103 nucleotides long. RefSeq names its product calcium-activated chloride channel regulator 1-like. The transcript is spliced from 20 exons. Lineage: Eukaryota; Metazoa; Arthropoda; Malacostraca; Decapoda; Nephropidae. The coding region runs from base 282 to 3197 and encodes 971 amino acids. The record is from RefSeq and is a predicted model, not a curated record.
CACCAGCAGUUGACUGUGGGUGGUGGAUGCGGGCAGGCGAUCUGGGUGUUGACGUUAAAGCGCUGCUCCCCCGGGACCAGCUGUCGCUGCCACCAGUGACCCAUUCAGAUAUAAACCACUGUGUGUUUCACUUCACCUUUCUGUGGAUUUAACUUAUUUACUAUAGUGUUAUCAGAGGACUAUUUUCAAUAGUCACUUCAACACAUCGGAACUUAUGAGAGGUGUCCACUUCGUCAAGUGCAUAACCUCUUACAUACACGUUAAAUAACCGACAGUAUAAAAUGAGGAUGAAGACCCAUAUCUAUGUUUGGGCUGCAACUUCUCUGCUGUUGGUUGUUGGAGUAAGGGGAGGAUCAAGAGUCAAACUAGUCAACAAUGGGUAUGAGGGUGUGGUGGUGGCCAUAUCCCAGGAGGUGGAUGAAAUGGAUGGACCUGUUAUCAUUGAUUCCCUUAAGGAAAUGAUCCAAGAGGCAUCAAGAAGGUUAUAUAGAGCCACACAUAAACGAGCAUAUUUCCGGUCAGUAAAAAUCCUCAUCCCCAAAUCUUGGACCAAUACUAGUGUCAUUGGUAAUGCAUUGAGCGAAAGUUUCCAAGACAGUGAGGUUAGAGUGGACAUCAUGAACAGUGUGUAUAAAAACCAGCCAUAUACACAGCAAACUGGCGGUUGUGGUGACCCUGGUUUGUAUAUUCAUCUCACUGCAGAGUACCUCACAGAUCGACAGCAAUCUGCCUGGUGGGGACCGCGAGGGAAAGUACUACUGCUUGAGUGGGCUAAGUUGAGAUGGGGUGUGUUUGAUGAACUGGGUUAUCCAGGUGAUGAGAGUUUCCCGCUCUUCUAUAUCUGGGAGCAAAGCAAUGGAAGAUUUCCAGGUACUGGGGUUCUUCUUCCCACCUGCUGUGCCAAUGUACCAGUGGAAGGACGUCUUAUAGACAAGACGGGUAGGAGUACGUGUGCAUUAACACCUCAAGGAGAACCUGAUGAGAACUGCCGUUUUCUGCCGUACAAAGAUCAGCUUGCAACCUCUUCACUUAUGUCUUAUCCACUCAUCUUCAGUGACACGGUUGUCAAUUUCUGUAGUGGGCCAGAUAGUGACCACCCUCAUAAUCCUGUGGCUCCAACAAAGCAAAAUCUCUUCUGUGGUGGCCGAUCUGUGUGGGAAGUCAUGAUGGGACACAAGGACUUCGCAAAUGAUGCGAAUCCUCCAACUGAAAGGUAUUUGGACCCUGACAUACAAGUUGUACAACAUGCUGAUGCCAACUAUGCCUUAGUAUUAGACUACUCUGGUAGCAUGAAUGAUCUUUACCGUAUCCACAAGCUACGAAAAACAGCACGACGUUGGAUUUUACAUGAAGUGGCAACAGGAAGCUACGUAGCAAUUAUAAGAUUUAGCAAAUAUGCCCAGUUGGUUCAUCGCUUGAUUAAAAUCACCGAUGAGGCUUCACGAAAAGGUCUUGCAGACUCAAUAACGACAAAAGCAGAUGGUGGAACCAGCAUUGGAGCUGGACUGUAUGUAGCAGUCAAAAAGACCUUGGCAAAUGUGAAGAACCCUGUUAUUCUACUGAUUACCGAUGGUGAGGAAAAUGAAAACCCUAGAAUUAAAGACAUCCUACAGAACGUCCUGGAUUCUGGUGUGCGCGUCAUUACUGUAGCCUUUGGGGCAGAAGCAGAUCCAAAGUUAGAAAAAAUUGCACAGCUGACUGGUGGUAAAACAUUCACAGUCAAUGAUAUUGAUGAAGGCCAUAUGUUGGAGGAUGCCUUUGAUGGAGCCCUGACCUACCAGCCACCACCACCCCGUAGUAACACCACAGUUACAAUCCACGAGGAAGUCUACAGAGGCACCGAGCUGCAAACAGGUUCAAGCUUCAUGGUGGACUUUACAGUUGGGCAAAACCUGGUGCUUAGGCUAGACACUGAUGAUCGAUACCAUGUUACUCAUGAACCUCACUUGGUGCGUCCUGAUGGGAAUAUUGUUGGGGGUGCUGUCUUUGAUCCAAACACCUUCACAUGGAUCCUCAAAGUACCAAUGGCAGAGCAAGGAGAGUGGAAGUGGCGGGUUGGACUGUCUGGCUCUGCAGAUAAAUUUAUUCGAUUGAAAGUGACUGCCAUGACCCGUGACCCCACUGUCUUCCCCAUCACCACCAAAGCCUGGAUGAGCAGUGGUGCACGGGAAGUCAAUGCUUCAACAGACAGAGUUAUCAUCUUUGCUGAAGUCAAACAGGGAAAUAAUCCUGUCGUCAAUGCUGAUGUCAGAGCCCUGGUAACUCCACCUGGUGAAGCUGAGCCUGAUGAGGUGUACAUACUAUUAGAUAAUGGUCAAGGAGCAGACUUUCAGGCUGGAGAUGGCAUUUACUCCCGCUACAUGACUCGUUACUCCAGAACUGGUCGUUACAGCGUCAAGGCUCAGGUUACAGAUGGAGGAAGAGCAGUUAUAAAUAAAGGUUUCCUUACUUCAUCUCAACGGAAACGACGCUCAGCCGAGGCCAGCUAUUAUGAAGACAGACCAAACUACUGCUGUGGCAGUUACAUCCCCUUAAAUCCUGACAAAAGUCAGAACACUGGAAAUUUCAGCCGGAUAUCAGGAGGUGGCUCGUUAAGGGUAACUGCAAUACCAGUACCUGCAUCAGAUUUUCAUCCUCCUGCAGCCGUGAGAGACUUACGUAUUGUUCUCUUGGAUGAUGUUGAAGGUCCUUCAGACUUUAACAGGGUCAACAUUAGUCUCAUUUGGACUGCUACCGGUGAUGAUCUGGAUGUUGGUAGUGCAGCGCAGUAUGUACUUCGUAUGACAAGUAACAGAAAUGAUUUAUCAGAGAACCGCUUUAACAACGCAUCCAGUGAGACUAUAAUUUAUGACUCCCCUGUUGAAGCUGGAGAAAAUAUCAACAAAACUGAGGAACUAUUACUUCAGAGGGACAUUACUUUUUUCUUUGCUCUCCAAGCAGUGGAUGAUGUGGGAAGAAAAAGCCCUAUUUCUAAUGUCGCAGUGCUGCGGUUAGAAGACAGUCAUCCCCUUAUUCUACUGGAGCCAAAUUCCCAGGACUCAUUUCCCAUAUGGGCUAUAUUACUAAUUGUUAUCUUCAUGGUACUGAUAAUUGUAUUAGUAGCAGUGGUACUGUUAUCAAGGAAACAUGGUAAUUAUAGAGUUGAACAUAACACUCCAGAAAGGGAGUGGAUCCAGAAUUCCAAAAAUAUAUUAUAGAUUACAGUAAACCCUCAAUAGAGAACAAGGUUUGUUUCCAUAAUAUUUCAUUCUCCGUCUGAGUUAACUUCAUAUGGAAAAUAUAGGGAUGUAUAAUACAGUACAGUAUAUGUGGAUCCCAGAAAUUCUUUUAUACUUAAAACUAUUUUUCAUUAAGAAGAGGGAAAAACGGCCUUUAAAACUUGCACACAAGGAGUCUAAUGUCCGAUAAAAAAAUAAAAAUAAAUAAAAUAUAUCGGCAAUAAUCCAGUACUGUACUGUACUAAUUUUUGCCCUAUUUGUUCAACUGCUUUGUUGGAUACCCUCCCUCUCUCUUGCUAAUUUCUAGGUCUAAUCAGCAACACUUUAUCAAAUCCCUUCAAUUUCUAUUGAAUUUUUGGUUCAAAUUAUAGGCCAGCACUUAAUCGGACCUCUCUCUCUCUCUCUCUGUUGAGGACCUAUUGUAUAUAUUUUUGUGAAGUAUGCGUAUGUUCAUAUUUUACUAUGUUUGAUAUAGAUUUAUUUUAGACUGUAUUUAGAAUAUAUUACAAAAGGGUGUAUACAUUACAUUUGGAUAUUUAUAACAACACUUACAAGUACAGUUGGCUCGAUUCCUGACUUUAGCACUUAGCGUUGUCAAUCCUCUCACUCCCCGAGGUAUGAACCCCGAACUCUGAAGUGUGAAUUCAAAGCAUUCGCUAGUGAAAGAGUGAGAGCGAGGAAGAAGGGUGGGGUGGGUCAGGGUAGGUUUCUUUCUGUGUGUGUGAGGGGGGGGGGGGUGAGGAUGGAAAGUGUACAGUAUGUAUAUCAAUUGGGAAAGCUUUCAUUGCAGAAUAACUCUUUGACAAUACCGACAGGGUUUCCUCAACUGAGUGUAAUCAUCCAACACUAGCCAGAUAAAAAUACUAAAUUUACAGUAGGAUGAAAGGGGGAUGAAUUCAUGCAAAAGCGAACAUUUAUUAGCAAAUAGAUUACGGAUAUGUUUGAAUCUAUAUUUUGAAGAAGCAGCUAAGUUUUGUUUAACCCCUUGACUACGAGAUGGAACUUCCCCAGCUGAAUAAAAUCGUCUGGUGGUAGCCAGAAUAAAAUAGAUAAGAAGACGUUGUAGUGAAAGGAUUAAUUAGCAAUCAAUACAGUCAGGAAAUUGGCAACACAUAUUUAUCGUAAUACAAACUGAUGUGAACAAAGAAUAGUUCAGUUGGCAGCAGUCAGAUAUAGAAUCAGCAAACCACGUGGUUUAAUUGUGCCAAAAAGAUAGGUCCAAUGGAUAAAAAAAUUAUAACUCAUAAUAAUAAUAAUAUUAUUAUUAUUAUCAAAUGUGCAAUUUGUGAUGCAAAGCUGUUGUUUAAUGAUGUUAAAUAAUAAAGUUAUAUGUUAUGAAAUGGACUUUAUGGCAACCCUGGACGAAGGUGCAGGAGGAACCCUCGACUACCCACUCACUCCCCUACCCUCCCUGCUUCCACCACCCAAUUCCUACUUUGGUAGUCGAAUCACUACAGAUAAUUUACAAAGUAGAAUAAUGUUGUGUCCUCUCAUUUCGAUGAGACAUUUAUGAUGGGAAUACAUAUACAAGUGAUACCCAGUAUUUCAAGCAACAGUCAUGAACCUAUGAAGUAAAAUCAUGUUUGUUUGAUUUUCUAUUAUCUGAUUUGCUGCGGGGCAGAAGCAACUCUCGUCAGCGUGAGCCAAUCACAGAAUACAGUAAGCCCUCGUUUAACGUUGUUUCGUUAUAACGUCACUACUCUUAAGAUGCCCAUGAUUCAGACGUCCCAACCGAUUCGUUAUAACAAUGUCACCCAACAUGGACUACUUUGUAUGGCGCAUCACCCUCUCUCAUCUUGGCGAGCUAUGCUCUCUCAUCUUGGCGCGCUACACUCUCUCGCGAAGCGUCACAGCGUCCCCAGUCUUUGUUAGGCUUCCACAGUGUACGUGUGUGCUUAAGUGUUUUUGCUAUAAAUACUGUACUGUAACCAUUCAAAAUGGCUUCCAAGCGCUCAUCUAGUGUUGGUGAUGCUAGUGUUGUGAAGAAGCAAUGCAAGACCAUUAGCCUUGCUACGAAAAUGGAGGUUUUAAACCAUUUUGAGAAAUGAAUGUGUUGUGGACAUUGGUGUAGCACUAGGCCUAACCCCCACAACAGUGUGUACUAUCCGGACCAGCACGGACAAGAUUAAGGCUAGUGCUGGAAGUGGUACUUCUUUAAGUGCAACAAAGACAAGUCGUGCUCGAAGCACAGUGAUAGGGAAGAUGGAGAAGAUGCUGGCUAUGUGGAUAGAGGACCAGAAUCAACGCAAUGCCCCAGUGAGCUUUAUGGUCAUCCAGCAUUAAGCAAAAUCCUUGUAUGAUGACUUAAAAGCCAUAGAUGGCGAAGGAUAGAAGGAUGAGAACUUUACGACCAGCCAAGGAUGGUUUCAACGUUUCAAGCAUCAUUAUAACUUCCAAUAUUAAGAUGACUGGUGAAGCCGCUAGCUCAAAGAUUGUCCGCAACAUGGAGUAAACUCUUCAGUGUUAUAAUGAGAUCUACAAGGAAAAAAAGAAAAAGGAGCACAAAGCAGUCAAAGCUGGAUUCUUUUUUUCGUCAUCGGGAGGCAGAAGCAACAUCUUUACAACAGCCUUCAAGGGAGGAGGAGUUAACAGCAUCCGAGGGGGAACCCCAGUAGAGCAGGAAAGGGAGCCCCCCUCUGGGUCUCAGUGACUCACCACCCUCCUCUUCUCUGCUAUCUACCACACACACUCGCUCCACCUCUGCCGAUCAGUGAGUAGAAUACAAAAUUAUUUAGUUUAUUUAUCUUUUUGGAUGUAUAAUAUAUAUUUCUAUAAAAAUUACAUUGAAUUUAUGUAUAUGUAAUGUAUUUUAUGGGGCAAAGGGAGGCUGGGGAACGUAACUCCCGUAUUUUAUCUAUUUCUUAUGGGGAAAAUUUAUUCCGUUAAUGUUGUUUCCAUUAAUGUUGUGUUUUUCAAGAACGUAACCACGACGUUAAGCGAUGACUUACUGUAUAGAGACAGCCAAUCACUGCUAACCUGAGGUGAUAUGGUGACCCCAAAGAAUUACAAGGUCACUUUCGACCUCCAAGUCUACGCAGUCGCAUCAUCACUCUCCACGAAGAGGACCUUAGUAACCGGGUCAUGUUAUUCCGAGCAGCGCUAACGAAGUAGCGAGUCAGGUGGUGACGAGAUAAAUAUAUAGCCUCGUGUUUCCUAGCUGGAUUCGGAAAAUUUUACUACAACCACAUAGUUAGCACUGGCAUCUGGGCAAUCCUUGUGACAUGACGGCACCCAUAGACAGAGUUGCUGAUAACCAGGGUGUGGGAGUUAUUUGUUUCAGCUACUCUUUCACAUUAUUGUUAUUUAGAAUAAAUGUCCUUUUCCAUAUAUUCUGAGUAUUUUAAUUACACCUUAUACUACUUGCCUGCUAUCGCUAUACUCUGGGCUCAGUUCACCCUGACGUGAGUCAGCCUUUGUGACCGUUGCUUGAAAUACUGGGUAUCACUUGUAUUUGUAUUCUCAUCAUAACUGCCUCAUGAAAAUGAGAGGAAACAAUAUUAUUCUACUCUGUAAAUUGUCUGCAGUGAUUCCACUACCAGCAACCCAGAGUACGAGUUGGGUGGUGGAGGCACGGCAGAUGGGGUCGAGGGUUCCCUCUAGUGUACAACAUAGAAACUUCAUCACUUUUAAGACCUUUAAGCAAUAAUUAUAUCACUUUGCAUCAUAAAUUGCUCAUUUGAUAAAAAUAAUAAUAAUGAGACAGUCAAUAGUUUGUUACUCAUUUAACCUAACUGUUUGGCACAAUUGCACUAUGUGGUUUGCUGAUUCUAUACCAGACAGCUGCCAACUGAAUUACUUUUCCUCAGAUCAAGUUUGUACGUAUUACAUAAAUAUGUGCUGCCCACUUCCUGAUUGUUUUGAUUACUAAUUAAUCACUUCAGUACGAUGUCUUCUUAUCUACUUUAUUCUGGCAACCGACACACGAUUUUAUUCAGCUGGGAAGUUCCAUCUCCUAUAGAUUGAAACAUAUCCAUAAUCCAACUUACUUAGAACAUGAAUUCGUCCCCCUCUCAUCCUACUGUAGCUACAGAUAUAUUAUUUUCAUCUGGCUAGCGCUAGAUGAUUACACCCAGCUGAUGAAACCCCUAUUAUCAAAGCUUUAUUCUACACUGUAAUCUCUCCCAACUGAUAUACUGUACACUUUCCCUCCUCACUACUUAGUCGUACUCUGUUUCACCCCACAAGAAGACACCAACCCCCCCCCUCCCCCCCUCACACACACACUCCCUCCCACUCACUAAUGAAUGAAUCAGUUUCACACUUCAGGAUUCGGGGGUUCAAACCUGAGGGAGAGAGAGCAUUGGCAAUGCUCGGUGGUAAAAUCAGGAGUGGAGCCAAUUGUACAUAUACAUAAACACACAUGCACAUACAGUACUUAUACAGUACUGUAUUGUACACAAAAACCUCUGUAUUUUUAUUUCAGUACAGUACAGUAUGUGAUAUAUUUUGUGUAAUUAAUUAAACAGUAUAACCUUUGAAAUCUGUAAAGGACCAGAAGCAUGAUGGAUUUGUAAAUUUUCUGAACAAUGUCAUUCCCCCUUAAAACAAUGAAUAUCCUAAAGCAAGCUGUGAUUGUGUUUAGUGGCAAGUAACUAUUAAGCAGUUUUAGUUUUUGGCAAAAAUCAUACACUGUAUUCCUUAUUACUGUACUGGCAUCCCCUGGGAUACAGAAGGAUUCCAUCCCCGAAAAUCUUUCCGUAACGUGAAAUUCUGUAACGCGAAACUAUUUUUCCCAUUUGACUUCCAUUAUAAAAGUUGAGAUGCGUUCCUACAUAAAUUUUUUGAGGCCCAAAAAUGUGACACUAGCACAUAUAUGAAAUUAAAUGGUUUUAACCACAUACAAUGAGUCAUUCAUGAUGUAACAUGAUAAUAAAUGAACAAAACA